This is a messenger RNA of Aedes aegypti (yellow fever mosquito), 3157 nucleotides long. Its product is annotated as cell growth regulator with RING finger domain protein 1. NCBI's taxonomy places the organism in Eukaryota, Metazoa, Arthropoda, Insecta, Diptera, Culicidae. The transcript is spliced from 9 exons. Gene Ontology annotation, biological process: negative regulation of cell growth. Bases 1493 to 2611 code for a protein of 372 amino acids. The record is from RefSeq and is a predicted model, not a curated record.
AGUAUUGUGUAUAACUUUUGUCGCAGCUGAUCGAACGACAAUAUUAGUCACUGCCGACACGCAGUUAUUUCGAAUUUUUGUAAACAUUGAAAUCAGUGGAUUAAGUUUUGCGGCUCUAGAAGUUUUGUGUGGUUUGGAUGAUAAAUUUUGCUUACCAAUGAACAGUUAUAAACGGAUCUUUGUCUCUGAACGUGUAAGUGCGGUAAACACAGUUUGCUCCAGAGACAUGCGGAGGAACGAACACGAACGACACGAUGUCAGGCAUAACAAAUAAAGCGCCAUCCAACACGCAUUUCAGUCCCCAGACAUUCUCCAUUUAUAAGCAACAUCAAUGCUUCCGUUAGAAACGAACCCAUGAUGAUGCGGCUGAAAACAAAAGCGUAACCGCUAGCGCUAGGUGUCUCUCAAAACGCACGUAGCAAGCUCUGAGAGUUCGUGAGCUGUGAGUUCAAUCCAAGUGUGCAGUUUGUUGCACUUUUUACUCUCUUUUAUUGGAGCAGUUUAUUGGCAACUAUGAACAUAGCAAACCGCAGCAGGCGUACGAGACUCUGGAUGGCAUAUUCAUCCUCGGAACGGUAUACGUUUCGAGCAGUUCCAUUUGCAUCGAUCAGUAGGCUGCUGUAUAACAGUUAACACGCGGAAAAAAGCCGGCCGCUCAGCGUACUUAUCUACGGAGGAACUACAAAACAACAACACGCAAGAGGCCAAGAGAGUGGAAGCCUACUGAGACGCUCGAUUGGCUUUGAUAUUAAACCCGUUGCUUGGAUACUAUUUCAACAUCGCAGCAGCAGCUGGCUCGGCCUGCUCAGUUAUGUUUUUUCUCUGCUCGAGUGAGGUGCAAAUUCCGAAAGCGGCGGCAGUUCCGGCGACUCGCAUCUGCGGAUCGUGCUUGUGAGGCUGUAUGUCUACAUAUCAGAAGUGGAUUUUGGUUGGAAAUUUUUGAAUGCUCGUCGGUAGAUACCUAUAGCGAUUCGCGAAGAAACGAGAUUCAAUCUCUGCUACAGUUAGUGAAGUAUCCAAAGAACUGGGCUCGGUGUUAAAGAAGCUUGUGAUUGCUAAUCAACCUGAGCGCUGUGCGUAGAAGACGAAAUUUUAAGCAGCUCAGUGCUGAUUCUUGGUUCGUGAUUUGCUGAAACGGCAAAAAUAAGUAGUUAAGAGUUCGUAAGUGGGGGCGGAGCUGUGGAUGAAAAUUGUUCAGUCUUAGUGUUUCUUUUCCGAAUAGUUUGGUGUGUAUAAAUUGGAAUUGGUGAGAGAAACAAAGAAGCUAAGAAGACAAACAAAUCAUUUCAACGGGAUUAAAACAAAACUAUUUUCUCGAGGUCAAGUAUGGUAGUAGGCCUUGUUGAGAGUGCUCAAGAAAUUAGUGUGAAGUUGUGUCUGCGAAUGUGAAGAGGAAAAUCAAUCGAAAGCCAUCGCAACUGUGCCAACUUUUAUCCAUUUCCCUUUUCGAAACACAUCAGUGACAAGAAAGAGAAGAUAAAAAAAAACAAUCAUGAAUGUGUUCGGUUCCGUAAUGCUGUCAACGGCGGAGAUGACCAACCUACUUCUACUCGUGGCCAUCGUCGUCUGUGUUGGAGCCAUGAUCAUGUUUUUGGCCAAGGCUGCCGUUAUACUUCGUGUACAAGCCGACGAUGUGAUACGACCGUCGACAAUGAGUACAAAUCAUAGUGUGCCAGUGCCAAGACUAAAAAUGACUCGUGUUCAUAUACCGUUUACUUUUCGACUUUUGGAGACCGGAAAUAACUCUUUCGAAGAAGUUCGAUUAGCCGUCUCCAGUCAAGUAAACUACAGCCUCCAAGCAUUCUGGGCUGUUUCGAUUCGAGAACUGCAUAUGUCCUUAUGGAGAACCUGGAGCGAGCUACGAGAUCAGACGAAACACUCAACGAUAGUGAAUUCAACUCACUGUCAGCAGCUGGCUACCAAUGUGAGGUGUCAACAACCUCACAGCGAAAAGGUGGUGGUGCUGAAAUCGCCGAAGCCACCACUUGUGCUUGGAGCGCCACCACGGUUGGCCUAUCCUUUGGUAGUGUUCAUGAUUCGCGAAAUGGAAAGCGACGAGCUGCUGCAUCCAGAUGAAACGGUCAUUCUUGUGAAUGUGGUGCAUCUGAGAGACCCUGUGUGCCCCCUGCCAACGUCCAUACUUGCUCAGUAUCUGAAGCAAGCGAGUGGACAAUUAUCAUGCUUGAAGCAACUCUAUCUUGCUACCGGCGAUCCCACAUCCGCAGAUGAUGGAAACCCUAGUCAAAUAACCGGAUCGUUAUCGCUCGCCGAACCGGUAGCGUGUGCCGACAAUUCCGGUCCUCUGUUGUGUAGCGAUUCGAUACUAAGGGAUUGUCCUGGCAUCGAGCAGCUAUGCGUUGUGUGCCAUUAUUUUCCUCUCUCUCGGGCGUUGCUUCCCUGCCGGCAUACGUGCAUUUGCGCGGUUUGCUUUAACAAACUUGACCGCUGUCCAAUGUGUCGGGCCGCGAUUACGAGCUACUUCUGCAUCAGGACUGAAGAGUACGUGCCUCCCAGCAACGUAGAACCCAAGGUAAACAGUAAAUCCAAAAUGGCCGUUCAUUGGCUGGACGCAUUGAAUGAUCGAUUGACAGAUUUUCUAGGAUUUAGAUAACUCGCCUUAGAGUAGAAAAACUGGACAAAAACCAUAUGUGAUCAUAAUGUGAAAUGUAAGCGAAGAGAGAGAAAGAGAGAUAACAAUUAGAUGAACGCAAUUCGACAAUGACGGAUAUCAAAUUUGAUUUGUCGGGCAUGGCAUAGCGAGGUAGUUAUUUAUGACCGGAAACAGUCGAUGGAUGGAGCAAACAUGAUUGCAGCAAUCUAACGUUAUUAUUCACUGUUUUAUCAAUGAACUGAUAGCCGUAACACUUGACGAGACAAAACGAUCAUCUCUGAACAUCGCCGGCGAUAGAGAAAAACAAAACGAGAGGUACGAUUUAUUAUUCAUUGAUUUUUGUCAUUGUUACUAUGUAGUGUAUAUUGACAUGUGAUAAAAUGUUCUCAUCCUUAUGACUUGUUCUUUUAAUGUAAUCAUAUUUAUUUCUAUAUCUAGAUAUUUUUCCUCACUGAAUGCAAUUUCCGUAGUUGUUAAUUCAAAUAGUAGACUAGAUAGAGUUCCUUUCUAACUUGAGGAGUGACACAAUUGUUGCGUUAGGUUAAG